AUGUGCAUGUGAUUGUGCCCUGCGAUGUGUUGGCACCCCGUCCAGGGUGUCCACUACCUUGUGCCCCACCUUCCCUGGGAUAGGCUCCAGGCUCCUCAUGACCCUGUGUAGAAGUGGUACAGAAAAUGGAUGGAUAAAUGGAUAUUGGACAGCAGAAAACACAUCAUAUAACAUUAGGCUAUUAUUUUAAUUUCUUAAUAUGCAUAUUUUAUCUUUUUUUUUAUCCAAUACUGUGAUUUAAUUUACAAUGUAGGGUAUUAUUAUUAUUAUUAUUAUUAUUAUUAUUAUUAUUAUUAUUGUGUUGUUGUUGUUUUUGUUACAAAAGUAUUUAUUCAUUUAAUAUUUACUUGUAUUUGUUUUAUUUAGCCUGUUUAUUUAUUAUUUACAUUAAACUGCAGUAUUCUUAUGAAAAGUGUUGUAUUGGCCUGAACGUGACGAAUAAAAGAUUUGUCAGAAGCAUUCAGAAAUGUUUUUUUCUCUUCAUUUAUAUGCAUUUAAUGAACGACUUCUCACUUAAAACACAGGCAUGAUCUAUUUCAACGUGCAAAACAACUGCAUACUAAUAUAUCUAGUAGCCUAGUAAAUCAAACUAGUAUGUCACAUACAGUUUAGUACAGCAAUAUGCAGGUUAUAAUUGGAAUUGAUGAUUUCUUAUUAAUUUGCCGACGUCAAAUAGCCAUACACUCAGCCCGCCAAUCAGAGAGCCCCAUUUUGUCGAGGCCUCUUCUGUUGGUCCUUCUGUAAUUUGCCCCGCCUCUAGCUCAGUCAGAUCUUGCAUGCAGUUGUCAUAGUAAUGGCAGUGGAUCGCGAGUCGCUUGCGGUGCUGUUGCCAUGGAGACGGAGGUGGGAGCCGCUCGUGCCGCAGUAAGCGCUGAGGAGCAGCUGUGUGUAGGUCAGACUUUCUGCUCCACGCGAUAUUAUCUGCUUGUAGUCAUUGGGGACAUUUCAGCGGAUCAUCAGCUGAACAAAGUGAAAGAACAAAUAAAACAGGGGCUGCGCUCAUGGGAGAUCGAUCUGACAGUCUGUGAUUUGGACAAUGAGCUGCGGCUCUUCAAAUCCAAGCAUUCAGCUCAGUUCUCUUCAGAGGUGAAAGGUGCAACCUGGUAAGCGCUUUGAGUUGUAAAAUCUGCAUGGAUGUUGCUUCAUAAAUAAAGCUAUUAAAUUGUUACGUUUUUGUAACCUCUUGGUAGAGUUUCUUUAUGUAUGUCAAUGUUUCCAUUAAAAUAAUUGAAUAAUAAUAUCCUCACAAUAGACUAUGUAGUAUAUUAUCUAUGGCUGUGUUCUAAAUUACAUACUGACCUCUAAAAAUAGGUGACAGUCUACUGUCUAUAGAUUACCGUAUGCUGUUUAUUUUGCUAUACUAUUUAGUAUGGUGUAAGGUUUGGGACUUUCAUUGUAUAGCUAUUGUACUCUUUGAUUCAUGAUAUGGUUUUCAUUCUGAAACCAUCUUCAGUAGAAGUGUGCUGUUUUUUGUUGUUUGUGUUGGGUUUUUUUUUUUUAAUAGCAGAAAGUCACUUUCUGCGGUCUCAGCCUUGUCAGCUGAUGGAUUUUGUUUGUAGGGUGUUUGUGAAGCCAUGCCUCCUGAAGGCCAGAAGAAAAAACAUCUGAUAACUUAUAAAAGGCUAUUUCCGAAUCAUAGUAAGACAUCUCUCUGUCUACAGCAGCAUCAGUGCCUAAGAACUGCCUAGAAUUGUGCAUCACAUGACUUACUGUAUUAAUGUGGUUGUUUUAUUAUCUGCAGUGUAUUUUGAUCUGGGUCAGAUCAAUAAUGCUGAGGCACUGUUAUGCUUGCUUGGAGAACGCUAGUGUAAUGUUGCUUCAUCAAGUAGCUUAUAUGACUCUUCUGAGAAUUUUCAUAAAUUAAACAACUAAAAUAUCCAUGGUAAAACAUCGCAUGCUCAUAUUUCCAACCUUCAGCUGCCCAGUUUCCUUGAGCCUAUGCCGUCUGUAGCCUCAGAUUCCAUUUCUUGGCUGACAGAAGUGGAGCCCGAUGUAGUCUUUUUGCUGUUGUAGCUCAUUCCGCCUCAUGGUUCGACAUUUUGUUUAUUCUGAGAUGCUUUUCUGCUCAGCACGAUUGUAGAGUUGUUAUUUGAGUUACUGUAGUCUUCCUGUCAGCUCAAACCAUCCUGAACAUUCUCCUCUCCUCUCAUCAACAAGGCUUUUCAUACCAUGCUGUGUAAAUUGUAGAUACUGUCAUGUGUGUGAAAAUCCAGCAGUUUAUACUACAAUGCUCAAACCAGCCCA
Ictalurus furcatus (blue catfish) is the source of this 2244-nucleotide messenger RNA. Its product is annotated as electromotor neuron-associated protein 1-like. Gene Ontology annotation, biological process: microtubule cytoskeleton organization; dendrite development; regulation of microtubule depolymerization. Gene Ontology annotation, cellular component: synapse; microtubule associated complex; neuronal cell body. Gene Ontology annotation, molecular function: microtubule binding; actin binding. NCBI's taxonomy places the organism in Eukaryota, Metazoa, Chordata, Actinopteri, Siluriformes, Ictaluridae. The transcript has 3 exons. The record is from RefSeq and is a predicted model, not a curated record. Bases 832 to 1107 code for a protein of 91 amino acids.